Molecule: messenger RNA, 654 nt
Organism: Zymoseptoria tritici IPO323
Lineage: Eukaryota; Fungi; Ascomycota; Dothideomycetes; Mycosphaerellales; Mycosphaerellaceae
Exons: 1
Coding region: 1-654 (217 amino acids)
Source: RefSeq, a predicted model, not a curated record
AUGUACCCAACCAGCUUCUCGCACCACUCUGGGCGUCCAACGCAUGCGGUGCAUUCGCAUCGAUCCAACCAACCGUCGCGCUCGCACCACUCGAACCCUCGCUUGCACUACUCUCAGCCAGCCCAACCAGCCGGCCAACAGCAGUCCUAUGGUACUCGCCACACUGAGCAGCCGUACAAUCAGACCGCCCGCUCCGUCUACUCUGUGGGUUCGCAUCACACCGAACGUAGCCACCACACUCACCGCUCGCAGCGUUCGUACCACACUGAGCGUGGUCUUCAGGAUCAGCGUUCGCACCACACUGUCCGCGGCCCCGCAAACCACUUCAACAAUCCACCCGCUGAGCACCUUGAGUAUGCUCAGCCUCAGUACUACGGCCAUUCUCACUAUCCCGAGCCGCCUUACUACCCCGAGGAGCAGCCUCAGCAAUUCCAACAGCGGCAGCCUGAGCAAUUCCAACAGCAGCAGGCCCAGCAGCCUCAGCAGCAGCAGCAGCAGCGCUUUGGGCACGAUGACUACUACCGAGACGGCGAGUACGUUCGUCGUGGACCAAACGGUGUCAUCGCAGGCGUGAGCAGGAGCAACAAGCAGAGCAGAAAGAAGAAGAAGGGUCUGGCCGACAGGUUCUUCUCCCAUGUCUUGCGGAAUAUGUAA